UCAUUUGCAUUUUGUGAUUUUUUGUGUUUACGAUUCAUUUAGAAAUUUUCUGAUCGUUAGUCGAUAAUAGAUGUUGGGUUUUUUGAUUGUUUGAUAUUUUCAGAUUGAUCUUUCCAUUUUAUUGAACUGUUAAAAAUUUGUGCUGAAAAAUGAGCGAAUCUAGUGACUUGUACGCUUGCACGAAAUGUUUUGCCAGACAUCCGUUUAAAGAACUAUCCCGAGGUUUGAUGAUGUGCAAGGCCUGUCGAGUGGCGUAUCCCAUUAUCAAAUGUACCUAUUGUAGAACGGAAUUCCAACAAUCACAGAAAAACAGCUCUAAUACUAUUUGUUCGAAGUGUGAAAGUAACGUGAAGCAGUACGGUAAACCUCGAGUAUGCGAAUACUGCAACAUUAUAGCUGCAUUUAUCGGAAACAAAUGUCAACGUUGUACCAACUCCGAACGGAAAUAUGGACUUCCCGUAACUUGCGAACAGUGCAAACAGAAAUGUGCUUUUGAUCGUAAAGAAGAUGACAAAAAAGUUGAUGGCAAAUUGCUUUGUUGGCUGUGUACAUUGUCCUACAAACGAGCUUUGGCUAAAACAAAACGUGCUACUGAGAAGAAAUCUCAUAAUAUUAAAAUCGUUACGAAGAAUAAAGAAAGGCCUCAUCAUCAUAUACAUCAUCAUAAACGUCCCGUUCGUGUAGACGUCACCAAAUUGGAUUAUAGCAAAAUGAACAAUUCGAAGAAUAAGAAUAUGAACUCGUCGUCUUCAUCGGGGCCUAAAAUGCCGAAAAUUCAUAGUGAUUUGACCGAUUCGAGCAACACUGAUCAUAUAGUGAUUAUUACCGAAUUGACGGAGAAAUACGCGUCGUUGGAAAAACAGCUUCAAUUGAAGGAUAAUCAAAUUAUAGAAAAAGAUAAAUAUAUAACCGAAUUGAAAGCUACGCAUUUUACGAAGGAAGAAGAAAUACGAAAUCUGAUGAUCGGUAAAAAGAAAGAGUAUGAGAAGGAAAUCGAUGGAUUACACGCUAAAAUCAAGACGAUGCAACGGGAAAUAGGCUCUCUCAAUAAACGUUUGUUAGCUAAAAAUGGUUUAGGUAAUAAUGUAGGUGUUAGUAGCCAAGAUGAAAGUGCUGCGAACAGCCCUGCUUCCAGUACGUAAUGCAUCCGUAACCAUCCUACUUUUAUAUAUUCGUUUUUCUCUUUCGUCGUUCAAUUACCUCAAAACGUAACUAAUUAUCGUUUAUAAUGUUUAUAAUUUUCAAUAGUGAGUGAUGCUUGAAUGAAGUUUUGUAUUCGUCAGCGUAAGGUUUCAUUUGAAUUUUACCUGAUCCGGUUGAACACUAACCGAACAAUGAUCAGCGUAAGGUUACAACCAUACCUAACCUUUUUUUUGUGAAUUUUAUGUUGUGAAACCCGUAAACGAACCCAUUUUUGAUUCAACUUACUCGGUGAAUACCCGUUUAGAAACAUUUAAUUUUUAAUUAUUGAAAUCAAAUAUAUUCCUAUGUAUGUUUUAAAAUAAUUUACGUAUAAUGCGUGUAAUAAGUGAUUGAAAUG
Planococcus citri (citrus mealybug) is the source of this 1540-nucleotide messenger RNA. RefSeq names its product protein FAM76A. The transcript has 6 exons. Gene Ontology annotation, cellular component: nuclear speck. The record is from RefSeq and is a predicted model, not a curated record. Lineage: Eukaryota; Metazoa; Arthropoda; Insecta; Hemiptera; Pseudococcidae. Bases 150 to 1142 code for a protein of 330 amino acids.